GUUCUCCGUUUUCUCCUUCCCUCCCUUCUUGAAAAGUGGGACAACAUUAGCCACUGUCCAAUCUUCAGGAACUGAUCCUGAAUCUAAGGAACAUUGGAAAAUGAUUACCAAUGCAUCCGCAAUUUCCUGAGCCACCUCUUUUAGAACCCUCGGAUGCAGACCAUCUGGACCCGGGGAUUUAUUAGCCUUCAGUCCUACCAGUCUACUCAUCACAGUUUCUUUCCUAAUGUCAAUCUGUCUCAAUUCCUCUGAUAUCUUAUGACCCUGGCCCAUCCAUACAUCUGGGAGAUUGCUUGUGUCCUCCCUGGUGAAGACAGAUCUAAAGUAUGCAUUAAAUUCUGUUGCCAUUUCCCUGUUUCCCAUAACAAUUUCUCCCAAUUCAUUCUUCAAGGGGCCAACAUUGUUCUUAACUAUCUUCUUUCUCUUCACAUAGCUAAAAAAAGCUUUUGCUAUCCCCUUUUAUAUUCCUGGCUAGACUGAGCUCAUACCUGAUUUUUUCUCUCCGUAUUGCUUUUUUAGUUAAGAUCUGCUGUUCCUUAAAACUUUCCCAAUCAUCUGUAUUCCCACUCAUCUUAGCCCUUGUGGUGAACUAUGUGCCUGUCGGGACACGCCCCUGCUGACUGCUCCUGUGGCUCCUCCCACAGGCCCCUGUAUAAAGGAGACCUGCGGCCUGAAGCUCGGCCUCAGUCUCCAAGACCUUGUAUGAUAGACACUCACUCCUGGUUCCUUCUUCCAGUCAAUAAAAGCCGAUAUCUCGCCUACGUCUCAGUGUGAGUUAUUGAUGGUGCAUCAAUUUUAUUGACUGGAAGUUUUAAAACAUGGAACCCGUUUUGCGUCCGGACCAGUUGGAUUUGGACCCUCAAGACCCUGACGCAGCUCUCGCUUUUGAACACUGGCUUGCAUGCUUCCAAUCGUACUUGGCGGAGCUUCGUGCGACUGAACCCGCCGUUAUGCACAGAAUCCUACUCUCGAGAGUCUCCUCCAAAGUUUACUCCUUUAUCCGGGACCUGCUGACCUACGAAGGGGCACUGGACGCCCUCAAACGACAGUACCUGCGGCCGGUGAACACCGUCUACGCAAGACAUCGCUUAGCUACCCGGCAACAGCGGCCUGGAGAAUCGUGCGCUGAGUUUCUCCGAGCACUACAGACACUCGUCCGAGCUUGUGACUGCAAGACGCUCACGGCAGAACAGCAUGCGGAGCUGCUGGUGCGAGACGCCUUUGUGACGGGACUGAGGUCAGUGUACAUGCGCCAGCGGCUGCUGGAGAACUCGGAUCUUACCUUAAGCUCGGCGAUAGAGAAGGUGCGCACCUGUGCUAUUGGGGCUGGACUUCCAGAGCCAUCUCGAAAGUGUGACUAUGGUAUACGACGGGCCCCUCCCACCACUCACUGUCAAGAAUCCUCAGUUUUGUGGGACUUCUUCACAUACCCCGCUACUGACCACACACACACACACGGACACACACAUCCCAUCCAGAACCAGGCCAACAGCUGCGCUACCGACACUUGCAGCCUCUCCACUCUCAAGAUCCCUCCCCCACCGCUGUUCGCCAACCUGACCCCCGACUGUAAACCUGUGGCAACCAAAAGCAGGAGGUACAGCGCGGGGGACCGGGCCUUCAUUCAGUCGGAGGUGCAGCGGCUGCUCAGGGAGGGGAUCAUUGAGCCGAGCACAAGCCCUUGGAGGGCCCAGGUGGUUGUUGUUCGGACUGGGCAGAAAAAUAGGAUGGUGGUGGACUAUAGUCAAACCAUCAAUAGGUUUACGCAGCUUGACGCAUACCCCCUACCCCGCAUUGCGGAUAUGGUCAACCAGAUUGCUCAGUAUAAGGUGUACUCGACAAUAGAUCUGAAAUCCGCUUAUCACCAGCUCCCCAUCUGCCCAGAGGACCGCCCCUACACCGCCUUCGAGGCGGGCGGCCAGCUCUAUCACUUCCUGCGCGUCCCUUUCGGUGUCACGAAUGGUGUCUCUGUCUUCCAGAGGGAAAUGGACCGGAUGGUGGACCAGUACCAACUGCAGGCCACAUUUCCCUAUCUGGAUAACAUCACCAUCUGUGGUCAUGACAGGCCAGAUCACGACGCCAACCUCCAACGGUUUCUCCAAGUGGCCGCAGCUCUGAACCUUACUUAUAACAGGGACAAGUGUGUUUUUGGUACCACCCGCCUUGCUAUACUUGGGUAUGUCGUGGAAAACGGGGUUAUUGGGCCUGAUCCCGAACGUAUGCGCCCCCUGUUAGAGCUCCCUCUUCCCACCACUCUCAAGGCCCUCAGACGGUGCCUGGGGUUUUUUUCCUAUUACGCCCAAUGGGUCCCCCAUUACGCAGACAAGGCUCGCCCCCUGGUCAAGUCUACCUCGUUUCCCCUCUCUGCUGAGGCCUGCGCGGCCUUCAACUGCAUUAAAGCGGACAUUGCCAAAGCUACGAUGCAUGCAGUGGACGAGACCGCUCCCUUCCAAGUGGAGUGUGAUGCCUCCGAUUUCGCUCUGGCUGCUACCCUUAAUCAGGAAGGCAGACCAGUAGCAUUCUUUUCUCGCACCCUCCAAGGCUCUGAAAUUCGGCACUCCGCGGUGGAGAAAGAAGCCCAGGCCAUAGUGGAGGCUGUUAGGCACUGGAGGCACUAUCUUGCUGGCAAAAGAUUCACCGUGCUGACCGACCAGCGCUCGGUUGCGUUCCUGUUCAGCAACCAACAGCGGGGCAAGAUCAAAAAUGAUAAGAUUUCGCGGUGGAGGAUAGAACUCUCCACCUACACCUAUGAUAUCCUGUAUCGGCCUGGCAGACUCAAUGAGCCCCCUGAUGCCCUAUCCCGGGGAACAUGUGCUAGCACACAGCUCGACCAGCUGUACGCCCUUCAUGCACAACUUUGCCAUCCGGGAGUCACCCGAUUUUACCAUUUUGUGAAAGCUCGGAACCUGCCGUACUCCCUGGAGGACAUCAGGACGAUGACCAGGGACUGCCAAAUUUGUGCCGAGUGCAAACCGCACUUCUACUGUCCUGACACGGCACAACUUGUCAAGGCCACCCGCCCUUUUGAACGCCUGAGUGUUGACUUUAAGGGCCCCCUUCCCUCCACUGACCGCAAUGUCUAUUUUCUCAGUGUUAUUGACGAGUUCUCACGGUUCCCCUUUGCCAUCCCCUGCCCCGACACCACUGCCACGUCCGUCAUAAAAGCCCUGCGCCAGCUCUUCACUCUGUUCGGGUAUCCCUGCUAUAUCCACAGUGAUAGAGGGUCCUCCUUUAUGAGUGAAGAGCUGCGCCAGUACUUGCUAGCUAGGGGCAUUGCUACCAGUCGGACCACGAGUUAUAAUCCCCGGGGUAAUGGCCAGGUGGAGCGGGAGAAUGCCACAGUGUGGAAGGCCACACUUUUAGCCCUUAAGUCCAAAGGGUUGCCGGUCUCUCGAUGGCAGGAGGUCCUCCCUGAGGCACUGCACUCUAUCCGCUCUCUGUUAUGUACGUCCACCAAUGCCACCCCUCACGAACGCCUAUUCUCUUUUCCCAGGAAGUCUGUCACUGGGACCACCCUACCAGUUUGGCUGACGUCCCCGGGGCCAGUGCUGCUCCGGAAACAUGUGAGGAGCAAUAAAUACUCCCCGCUGGUGGAGAGGGUUCACCUUCUCCAUGCGAACCCCCAGUAUGCUUACGUGGUCUUACCUGAUGGGCGGGAGGACACGGUCUCCAUCCGCGACCUGGCACCCGCAGGUGCAGCAGACCACUACCCUGAAGGCUCUCUGGUAACUGUGAACCCUGCACCAGAGGUGACACCGUACUCACCAGGCCCUACACAGACUCCUCACGACACUUGUAUACCGGGCGUUUCGUACGCAUUUAUACCAGGCGCCUCGCACAUGCAUGAGGGAUCACCGGCGCCUAGUGGGCAAGAACACGCGCAACCCCCGUCCCCUGUGCAAUCGCCAAUGUUGCCGGCACCUAUGCGGUCACAGCCGGUGCUACGUAGAUCGCAGCGACAGAUUCGACCGCCUGAUCGGCUUGACUUGUAAGAACCUUCGCUACAUGAGGACCUU
Molecule: messenger RNA, 4016 nt
Organism: Hypanus sabinus (Atlantic stingray)
Lineage: Eukaryota; Metazoa; Chordata; Chondrichthyes; Myliobatiformes; Dasyatidae
Exons: 2
Coding region: 819-3992 (1057 amino acids)
Biological process (GO): DNA integration
Molecular function (GO): nucleic acid binding
Source: RefSeq, a predicted model, not a curated record